Brassica napus (rape) is the source of this 644-nucleotide messenger RNA. RefSeq lists its product as uncharacterized. NCBI's taxonomy places the organism in Eukaryota, Viridiplantae, Streptophyta, Magnoliopsida, Brassicales, Brassicaceae. The transcript has 2 exons. The coding region runs from base 249 to 491 and encodes 80 amino acids. The record is from RefSeq and is a predicted model, not a curated record.
AACUUUCUUUCAGGACUUUAAUAUCUUCCAAAUAACUUGCAAAACCUGGUCAUUCUUCUUGUUCUGAAACCAUUUUCACCAAUUGAGAACAAUUGGUAACUUAAGUCUAAACCGCGUUUUUCCUAAUUUUAAAAAUAUUGCCUUGAAAAGGAAGUAAAUAGAACAAAAAUAUUAUUUAUAUUUGGUCUUGGUCUAUAUAUUUAUCAUAAGGCUUAUAGUUAUCAAACCAUAACGAAAAAACAAAGAAUAUGGGUCCAAAAACAUCACAUAAGGUUGCUCUUCUGGUAUCUCUUCUCCUUUUGAUUUUAACACUUUCCUCUCAAGCUAGAGUCAUCGAGGCUGCAAGCCGAAAACUUGCAUCCGGAAGGAACAUCGUGUAUACUCCAUCUUCAAAAUCUUGCGGGGCGACCCACGCAACAUGGAAGAAGAAGAAACGCGGACCAUGUAGACGUCCUCCAAGAACUGCACCAGCUUCUUACCAAUCACCAUAAGACCAUAAGACAGUUUUCUCAAAACAAGGAAAGAUCAUAUAAGACACUUUUUUUCAUGAUUGUGAAUGAGUCCAAUCUUGGAACCAUAUUUUCAGUUAUUUUCUUUGUUUUUUGUUUGGCAUCCUAAAUAAGAAAUCAAAUGUUUGAUCGUUU